AUGAAGUAUCGCAAUCUUUUCGUUGCUACAAGUUUGGCACUUGUUACCAAUGCUGCUGCCUUUCCAACUCCAAGUACACCAGAUUCACCAACAUCUGACUCGCCAAUAUCCGAUUCUGCUUCCAUCUUUGUGCCAAUUCGAACCAAGACAGACACAAUUUCUGCUUCUUCUUCACUGCACAAGAGAACUGAUUUAACUGAUUACUAUUCACGAGAUCAUCCCAAGCAUCCUUGUCAUGGUAUAACUGACGAGUUCAAGUGUGACUUGACUCUCAGUUUGUGGUUUUUUGAAGCUCAGAAACAAGGAUCUUUGCCUGCUGACAAUCGUGUAUGGUGGGCUCAGAACAACACCUUCUUGCAAGAUGGUGCUGAUGUAGGGGUUGAUUUAACUGGUGGAUUUGCUGAUGCCGGCGAUUACAUCAAAUACGGUCUUCCUGGAGCUUACGCAACCAUGAUGGUGGCCUGGGGAGCAGUUGAUUAUGCUUUAGGCUAUCUCAACGCUGGGCAAGCCAAGUAUCUCUUCGACACGAUCAAAUGGGGAACCGAUCACAUCAUCAAGAGCCAUCCUAAACCAGAUGUCUUUUAUCACCAAGUUGGAAUUGGUGAUGUUGAUGACGACUAUUGGGGAAGGCCUCUCGAAGAUCCAUUCCAGGCUCGUACUUCUCUCCGAGUUGAUGCUACUCAUGCCGGCUCGGAUGUGGCAGCGCAAGCGUCGGCUGCUCUUUAUUCCGCCGCAAUCGUGUUUCAGUCCGUAAAUCCCACCUAUGCCAAAACCUUGCUUUCGCAUGCUCGAAGCCUCUUGACCUUUGCUGAUCAGUAUCAUGGUACAUACGAUCAGUGGAAUGCUGAUCCUAGAGCACACUAUGGUUCAAGCGAUUACAACGACGAGCUCGCUCUUGCUUAUGCCUGGUCGUAUAGAGCUACCGGUAACAAGACCGACUUGGCGUGCGCUGAAACUAUAUGGGUUGACAAUGAUCUUGGCGACAAUGAUGCUGCCCCAGGUUGGGAUAACAAGGUCCCGUAUGUCACUUCGAUGCUUGCUGUCCUCACCGGAAAGGACGUUUACCACACUUCAGCCGAGAGAUAUUUCAAUCGAAUCGUCACCGCUCCAACGCGAACUGUUUCAAAUCCCACAGCGUCAAAGUAUGGCAUGUCGAAAACUCCCGGUGGUCUUUUGUGGUUCAGAUAUGACUCGCCUCCUUCACUCGUCAAUGCCAUGGCUGCAUCUUUCGCAAUGGCUUACUACAUCGACCACGGUUUCCCAAACACAACCUAUGCCGCGUUCAGUGAUGGACAACUAAAGUAUGCCCUCGGAUGCAACCCAAACAACAUCAACUACAUGGCUGCAUCAAAUCCAACUUCACCAAGAAACAUUCACCAUCCAUACUCGGAAUCCUCGACCGUCGACGAUCCAGCUCCAAACAAGUACCCUCUGUAUGGUGCCUUAGUUGGUGGACCGAACGUACAUGAUGUGUACUUUGACAAGCGGUCGAAUUGGGCACAAAGCGAGCCGGCCUUGGAUUACAAUGGUCCUCUUACUGGCUUGUUGGCUAGAAAAGUAGCUCAAGAGUUCUAA
This is a messenger RNA of Synchytrium microbalum, 1575 nucleotides long. Its product is annotated as cellulase. The transcript has 7 exons. The coding region runs from base 1 to 1575 and encodes 524 amino acids. Gene Ontology annotation, biological process: carbohydrate metabolic process. Gene Ontology annotation, molecular function: hydrolase activity, hydrolyzing O-glycosyl compounds. NCBI's taxonomy places the organism in Eukaryota, Fungi, Chytridiomycota, Chytridiomycetes, Synchytriales, Synchytriaceae. The record is from RefSeq and is a predicted model, not a curated record.